Messenger RNA from Limulus polyphemus (Atlantic horseshoe crab), 2125 nucleotides. RefSeq names its product leucine-rich repeat and calponin homology domain-containing protein 1-like. Bases 253 to 894 code for a protein of 213 amino acids. NCBI's taxonomy places the organism in Eukaryota, Metazoa, Arthropoda, Merostomata, Xiphosura, Limulidae. The transcript has 7 exons. Gene Ontology annotation, molecular function: protein binding. The record is from RefSeq and is a predicted model, not a curated record.
GAUUUAUCGAAAAACAAGUUUACCGAACUUCCAAGAGAAAUCUGCGAUUUUUUCCUUCUCGCGGAGUUGAACUGUUACCAUAAUGUGAUACGCUGCUUCCCUGACUCUGUCGUUACUCUAAAAUCACUGACCUUCCUCAACUUAAGCCGAAAUCAGCUAUGCAUCAUUCCACCAGCAUUAUGUCAGCUCCCUCUUCAAGUACUUAUUAUCAACAACAACAAACUAGUUACUCUUCCAAAGGAGAUUGGCAUCAUGAAUCAGCUUAUGGAUUUGGAUGUGGGCUGCAACAAAAUUACAUUCCUGCCACCACAGAUUGGAGAGCUGGAGGCUUUGAGGUCACUUAAUCUACGAAGAAACUUCUUAACUCAAUUACCCCCAGAAUUGUGUGAACUUCAGCUAGUCAAAUUAGACAUUUCAGGCAACAAAAUUAGUUUCUUACCUAUACCUCUCUACUAUAUGACAUCUCUGCAACAUUUAGUGGUGGACAAGAACCCACUGAUCUCACCACUGUCUAUUUUAUGUGAGCGGGGAAAAGCUCACAUCUUUAAAUACCUUGAAGUGCAAGCCAACUGUAAGAGCAAGAAACAAAGAAUUUCACUGGAGUUGGAUUAUCAUCAGAGCUCUAAGAAAGCUAAUCUUUUUUCCAAGCUGCAAACAGAGAAUGGCUUUGAAGAUGGAAGAAGUAACCAACAUAUGUUUGAUUCACACAAGAAAAGCUGUCACUGGUCACAAGAUAAACUUUAUGACCCUGUACUAAAGUUAACCAAUGGUCAUUUGGUUGACUCUUUGAAGGGAAAAAGUAAGAAUAAUAUAAUUCCCUUAAAAGAGAAAAAUGACUGCAGUGAAACACAACAAAAAAGGUAUGUUCAAUUUCUAAGAAACAUUAAAGUUUAGUGAACUUUGAAUUAAGUUGUUAAUUAUUUUUUUGUUUUAUGCAUAAUUCCAUUUUCAGCUGAAAAUUACAAGUAUUUGAUAUGUGUCACCUAAUAUCCUAUCAUGUUCUUCAGUGUUUUAUGUUAUCUAUGUCUUAUCAUUAUAUCUCAUACAUAUAUUUUGUGUCAGCCAUAGCAGUUUAUAGUACAGGUACCCCUUGCACAAUAUAAAUUUCCAUACAUCUGAAUAAAAUUUUUACAUACUUAAGAUAUUUUAUGCUGUAACUAUCUAAUACCUAAAUUCAUCACUCUGGCAAAUAAUGAAGUCCAUCCUGUCCAAUGUAGUGUAAGUCAUUAUCGAUAAUAUUCAACAGGAAAGUCCUAUUUGAUACAGCUUAGUGAUUGUAAAAAUGUUUUUAAAUCAGAUAUAUUUAGUUUCAUUGACAAGUAUAUUGUGUAUAUGUAUUAACUGCAUUUUUGUUCUUAGUCAUUAGAAAGCCAUAAGUCCUUUCCUAUAAUUCCUUUCUCAUCUUUAAUAUGUAGAGAAGACAGCUAGGUGGCUGUCCAUAUGACUUUUUGUGAAAUAUGUUUGAACUUCCAAUAUCAAUGAUACUUAUUGUUAAAUAUACCACAAUUUGAAAUAUUUAUGAAUUUUUCUUGUGAUUUAUUCAUUUUAAUGCACACUACAUAACCAUUUAGCUAGCAUCUAAAACUUAUUUCUUAUUAAAAGUGUACAGAUUUGUGUAAUCUUUACAUGACUGAAGCUUUGCUUGUUAUAUGAUUCAGCAUCUUUGGACAGCUUUUCUAUAUAUACUGUGCUCUAAUUUUGUAUAUAAUUGUUAUUCUGAUUUACCAUUCAAUAUAUUGUAUGCAAAGCCAGGUGCAAGGUUCUAGUUCUGCCUUAGUCUUCUCAGAGAGCAGUUUCAGGCAGUCUUGUGCACAACUUUGCACAUAAACCUGCUCAUUGCUCUAACUGUAAUUCCUUAACAAAGGGAACUCCAUCAAUAUCAAUGUUGUAUUCGAGACCUCAGUGUCCAAGACCGAGACCUCAGGCUUCAAGACUGAGACCUUAGGGGUCAAGACCAAGACCUUGUAAUAAAUUACACAAUGAAAAAUAAAACAAUAAUAAAAAUAACAUGCAUCAAACAAACUUUAUCAAAAUCUUAACCACAAAUCUUUUACCCAUUAACCCCAUAGUCUUUGUUUUAACGUCUUUUCCAAUUAAAAAAUAAACAGUGAAAAAUAAAAUAGCA